Molecule: messenger RNA, 3219 nt
Organism: Aureobasidium subglaciale EXF-2481
Lineage: Eukaryota; Fungi; Ascomycota; Dothideomycetes; Dothideales; Saccotheciaceae
Exons: 7
Coding region: 1-3219 (1072 amino acids)
Molecular function (GO): molybdenum ion binding; oxidoreductase activity
Source: RefSeq, a predicted model, not a curated record
AUGCCUCCUAUCCCGUAUCGUACAUAUGUCAAGGGCCAUCCUGGUUCCACCAAGGAGGAGAUUGAGAAUGAGCCAGACUGGAGCACAGCGAAACAUCACAUCGGCUUCAGAAAUCGCCAUGACCGCGUACCAGGACUCGUGCACAGUGGAGAUGAUUCAGAUAGCGAGGACAGUCAGGACUCUUUUUUGAAGGAAGCCGCGGAGGAAUCAGCCGAGCUUCAACAGGAGAUCAAAUCCCACAAGCUGAUCAAUUUUCGCGAAGCAAAGCAGAAGCAAGAAGAUUCCUACCUCGAGAAGCCACAAGCACAUCCAAAUGGUUGGCGAUACCGCCUCAAUGAAUCCGAAGAAUUCAUCAAAAACAAGCAACCAUGGCCUGCCAAUUUAAAUCGUCAGAAGCAGAAAGAAGAAAAAGAGGCAGAGGAGAAAGAGAAGAAAGAGCAAGAAGAGAGACAAGAACAAGAGCACGAAUGGAAAUACAGUCAAAACCACCGUCAAAGACACAACGAUGCUUAUGCGUCAAGUGGCGGCCAAGAUCAGCCCAAAGAGGAUAGCAACCAAAAAGAUAAUAAGGCAAGUGACGAUAAGACACAAGACGACUCUCAGCAGAAAGAUACCGACAAGCAGAAAGAGGCUGAACACAAGUCUGAGUACGAAAAGCUCCGCGAAAAGUACAGUGUUCAAGAGAUUGCCCUUCUUAGGAGUUUGCAAGAGGAGAAGAGAAUCGUGGAAUCUAUCAAGCAGAGUGACGGCAAGAUGAGAUCUCCAUGGGCAGACUACAAGCCUUCAGAUGUCAUCGACGAUGCUGAUCGUGCCAGUCCCGACAACUGGAUACCGAGAAACGCAAACAUGAUUCGUCUGACUGGGAAACAUCCUCUCAACUGCGAAUACCCACUGGCUGAUUUGUUCGAGACUGGACUGAUUACUCCAAACCGUCUGCAUUACGUGAGAAAUCAUGGACCUGUGCCACAUCUGCUUUGGGAGACACACAAGCUGGAUAUCGAGAACGGCAAAUGCACAUUCACCAUGGACGAUAUCGCAACCAAAUUCGACAGUGUCAACAUAGCAGUUGCUCUUGCUUGCGACGGUAACAGACGCAAAGAGCUCAACAUGGUCAAACGCUCGAAAGGAUUCAACUGGGGUGCUGGAGCCAUCAGUAAUGCGUUUUGGAAAGGCGCUCUGCUUUCUGACGUCCUGAAAGCUGCUGGUGUUGAUUAUCCUACUAAUGGCUCUGGGAAAAGAAGAUGGGUCAACUUCGCAGGUGCCGAUGAGCCUUCCGAGGGUACUUAUGAGACUUGCAUACCCUACGAAUAUGCUAUGGAUCCUGUCAACGACGUUCUGCUGGCUUACGAGAUGAAUGAUGUCAAAUUGCCCCCAGAUCACGGAUAUCCUUUGCGUUGCAUUAUCCCUGGAUAUGUUGGUGGUAGACAGGUGAAGUGGUUGAGCAAGAUCUGGUUCAGCGAAAAGGAGAAUGACAGCCACUAUCACAUUUGGGAUAACAGAGUACUGCCUGCAUUCGUCACUGAGAAAGAUGGAGAGUUCGCCGAGACCCUCUUCCGUCAUCCUGACACAGCAUGUAAUGAGCAGAACCUAAACUCGGUCAUCGCGAAGCCAGGCCACGGCGAACGCAUCGAGCUCUCCGAUGUCAAAAAAGGUCACACCUAUCGCAUCGCAGGCUAUGCAUAUGACGGCGGUGGUCAUGAGGUACAGCGAGUAGAAGUCAGUCUUGACAAUGGUGCAACGUGGCUAUACUGUAUUAGACAAUUCCCUGAAGCACCUGUCAGACACGGUCAUAAAUACUGGACGUGGAUUCACUGGUACAUUGAUGUUGAACUUGCUCAUCUGCUUAGAUCCCCGAGCGUCAUCGUGCGCUGCUUCAAUGUCUUCAAAAAUACUCAGCCUGAGGUCGGAUCUUGGAAUGUAAUGGGCAUGAUGAAUAAUGGUUGGUACGAAGUCAAGCCUGAGAUCGCCGAAGGCAAAGAUGGUGCUCUCGAAGUCCUCUUCCGCCAUCCGGUCGAGCCAGGCACAGCGACCGGUGGAUGGGUAGAGCCCAGCGCCGACGAGAAGAUCGCCAGUGCAAAGCAGAGCUCCGAUACACCGCAGAAGCAAUUCACUAGAGAGGAGAUCGAAAAACACAACUCAGAAGAUGACUGCUGGAUUGUGGUUGAUGGCAAUGUGUACGAUGCGACAUCAGUUCUUGAGUGGCAUCCUGGCGGCAAAGCAACCAUUACGAAUCAUGCUGGAAAACUCAGUCAAGAGACAUCUGAGAGCUUCGAGUCGAUUCAUGAUGGUUAUGCUUACAAGAAGCUUGCUGAAUGUAUCCUUGGAACAGUCACAGACAAAGCAAAAGCACACAUGAAGAAGGAAGCAGAAGAAGCCGCAAAGGCAAAGGCGGAAGCUUCAAACGAGAAAUCCAACUUUGUUCUUUCUAUGCAACAAUGGUAUCCUGUAACGCUCCUCAAGAGAAAGGAGAUCUCAGAAGACACACGUAGCUAUACCUUUGGUCUCGGCGACAAGUCUAAGAAGCUCGGUAUCGGGACUUGUCAGCACCUUCAGAUCGGCUUCCACAUGCAAGACAAGAUGCUUGUUCGCUCAUACACCCCUACCGCUCCCAUAAUUGGCGCAGACACGGAAGACGGCACCUUUGAGCUCGUGGUCAAAACGUACUUUCCCACCGACGAUCAACCCGGUGGUGCUUUAUCCAACAUCCUCGACUGCAUGGAGCCCGGUGAAGAAGUCGAGAUCCGCGGUCCCACAGGCGACAUUGAAUACCUCGGCAACGGCAAAUUCAAAAUUUUCAACGAAGAGCAAGAAUUCGGCAACAUCACCCUCAUUCUCGGAGGUUCAGGUAUAACGCCUGGGUAUCAACUAAUUGCCAGAAUUCUUGCCACUGAUGAAGACAAGACGAAAAUCAGAGUCAUCGAUGCCAAUAAAGACGAGAAAUCAAUCUUGUUGCACGAGGACCUUGAUGAGUUUGCUAAGGAUCACAAGGAUAGGUUUGAGAUACAACAUAUUCUUAGUCAUCCUUCUGACGGCUGGAAGGGAGAAAGUGGACAUGUGGACGAGGAAAAGAUCAAGAAAUAUGGAUAUGCGCCAGAGAAGGAAAGUGGGAAGAAGAAUGUUGUGUUUUUGUGUGGGCCGCCUGCAAUGAUUCAGAAGGCUGCUAUGCCCGCUUUGAGAGAUUGGGGAUAUGAGGAAGGUAAAGAUAUGUUCGGAUUCUAA